UCUCGGAGAUGAACUUGUAUUUGCCAUAAGAUCUCCUUCUUUUCCCUUCUCUUCCUUUCUUUUCCCCUCCUUUCCUUUCUCUUCUUUUCCAUUACUAACAAUGAACCAAACAAAGCAUUAGUGUAUACUAGUUGAAUUUCCUGCUAAUUUUGGCUCUUGGGUUUCCCUUACAACACAAUUUGCCAAACACGCCCUCAGAAAAAAACUCUUCUGCUAAUUGUCUGAUCAAAUAGUUCUUCUCUUUAAACCCUUGAUCUGCCGAGAAUUUUAGAGAGAGAAAGAGAGAGAUUUAGUAAGAAAAAGUACAGGAGAAAAAAGGGGGUGUUUUACAACUAUGUCUUUGGGGUAUGCUGAGAAGCUUUCGUACAUUGAAGAUGUGGGCAAAGUUGGGAUGGCUGAAUUUUUCGAAUCACCUCGCAUUUUACAAGAGAAAGUAGGACAACUUGCGAAUAUGAUUCGAAAGAGUAAGCAUAUGGUUGUAUUUACUGGUGCUGGUAUUUCUACUUCUUGUGGAAUUCCUGAUUUUCGAGGUCCCAAGGGAAUCUGGACACUUCAGCGUGACGGCAAGGCCUUACCUAAAGCAGCUUUGCCUUUCAAUCGAGCAAUGCCUAGUAUAACCCAUAUGGCUCUGGUUGAGCUAGAAAAAGCUAGUAUCCUCAAAUUCGUUAUUAGUCAGAAUGUUGAUGGUCUCCAUAUUCGGUCCGGGAUACCACGGGAAAAACUUGCAGAGUUGCAUGGGGACUCCUUUCUGGAAGUUUGCUCAUCUUGUGGAGUCGAAUAUGUACGAGAUUUUGAGAUUGAAACAAUCGGAUUGAAGGAAACACCCCGGCGUUGUUCCGAUACAUCUUGUGGUGCAAGAUUAAGGGAUACUGUUCUUGACUGGGAGGAUGCAUUACCCCGAAAGGAGAUGGAUGCAGCCGAAAAGCACUGUAAAAUGGCUGAUCUCAUUUUGUGUUUAGGGACAAGUUUGCAGAUUAAACCUGCUUGCAACCUGCCUCUCAAGUGUCUUCGUGGAGGGGGGAAGAUUGUUAUUGUGAAUCUUCAGGAAACUCCUAAAGAUAAGAAAGCAAGCCUUGUGAUCCAUGGGCUUGUAGACAAGGUGAUUGCUGGUGUCAUGGAAAGUCUUAUUCUACACGUUCCUCCAUUUGUUAGGAUAGACCUUUUCCAGAUUUUUCUUAGUCAAGCUGUUAGCUCAGAUAAAAGAUACAUGAACUGGAACCUUAAGGUUGAAAGCGUACAUGGAAACAGAGCUCCACUGCCAUUUGUUAAAAGUGUUGAGGUCUCCUUUGUUGACAGACAAGAUCUGAAAGCUGCUGUGUUAGACAAGCAGCCAUUUGUGCUGAAAAGGAGGUUUGUGAGAAUUGUGGAACCAUUUGAACUGGUAUUGAAAAUCAACUUCAUUGAUGCCUGCCGUUGUCGCUAUGCACAGAUUAAAAUUCCCGUCAAUUUCAAAGUUUCAAGGAAAUGUCCCCAAUAUGACAAGGAAGCAAUAUAUCAAAAUUUAAGAGAGGCAGCUGUGCAAGAUUCUCGCUGUGGGCAGUAUGAGGUUAUUCAAAGAAAGGCAAACUUAUCCCCAAAAUACGACAUUACAGUGUAUGCUAUUGUGACCAACAUUGCAACCUAUGAUAAAGCUGUGGCCAAAGCAUCAUCUGAAGGAGUCGUGUGUAAUGGAGAUGCGAAAAUAAAGAGCGAAAGCUUGAUGUGUAACAGCUCAGAAACUGAUAACAAACCACUGAGAUUUCUCAAAAGGAAACACAGGCUUACUCACAGUCCCAAAACUGCUAACAAGCAACUGAGACUUCUUCAACCGAAAAGUAGGCUUUAAACUUCUGUUAUCCCCAGAAUUUCUGUAAAUAAGAUACCUUUCUUUCCCCUACUAUCUUAGCGCCGUAAAAAGCAUAGAUUAAUUUAAUGGCAGUAAUAAAAGAUAAGUUAUUAUGGUGGGUAUUAUACAAAAUUAGCGUUGCAUAUAGGAGGCUGAGUGAAUUUUGUUAGAUGUAACUCUCAGUCUUGCCGGUUUUCGGAUGUGUAAAUUGGUGGUAAUCGGUGUAAACUCUAUCUCAUGUGCAGGCAUUGCUCUGACAGUUUAAGAUUAUCUUCACUACUCACAACUAUCAUGAGUUUGUUUCC
Messenger RNA from Chenopodium quinoa (quinoa), 2130 nucleotides. Its product is annotated as NAD-dependent protein deacetylase SRT1-like. Gene Ontology annotation, molecular function: NAD+ binding. The record is from RefSeq and is a predicted model, not a curated record. The coding region runs from base 335 to 1825 and encodes 496 amino acids. The transcript is spliced from 14 exons. Lineage: Eukaryota; Viridiplantae; Streptophyta; Magnoliopsida; Caryophyllales; Amaranthaceae.